Messenger RNA from Cantharellus anzutake, 1488 nucleotides. Its product is annotated as glycoside hydrolase family 71 protein. Bases 1 to 1488 code for a protein of 495 amino acids. The record is from RefSeq and is a predicted model, not a curated record. Lineage: Eukaryota; Fungi; Basidiomycota; Agaricomycetes; Cantharellales; Hydnaceae. Gene Ontology annotation, molecular function: glucan endo-1,3-alpha-glucosidase activity. The transcript is spliced from 7 exons.
AUGUUUGCUUUGCUCUUCAUCAUUUUCACCAUUGGCUUGACGCCUCUUGCUUUAUCUUUGCCUAUCCCUGUAUCUCAGAGAGAUUCUACCCCCAAAUAUGUCGUCACUCAUUUCAUGGUUGGGAACGCUUUCCCAUACACCCUCGAUGACUGGUUAAAUGACAUCAAGCUGGCCUCAGCCAAUCACAUCGAUGCUUUCGUUCUCAACAUUGGCAGUGACUCCUGGCAACCCGCCCGCGUGAAUGAUGCCUACACUGCUGCGCAGCAAUCUGGAACAGGCUUCAAGAUGUUAAUUUCUUUCGACAUGACUGCCAUGCCUUGUGCCUCCUCCGCUGACGCUGAUGCCCUUCGGCAAUACGUUACCAAAUACAGCAACCAUCCCGCUCAGCUCAUGUAUAAUGGAAAGGCCCUAUUCUCCACCUUUAGUGGCAACACAUGUCUGUUUGGUACCGGCAGCACAAGCGAUGGGUGGAGUACCGUCUUCAACGGGGCCAAUGUUGCUUUUGUUCCGUCGUUCUUCACAGAUCCGUCCCAAUUUGGCUCCAUUGGCGGCAUUCUCGACGGCAUGGUUAACUGGAACAGCGGAUGGCCUAUUGAUCUCAAAGCCAGUGACCUUCCUUCCAACCUCGCCCAUGCUACCGAUGUUCCCUCAACAGAUCUGCCGCAGCCGAUCGAUUCCAUGACCAGUGAUGAUCAGUACCUUGUCGGACUGGGCCUCCCUCCCACCACCCAAGAUCCUGCCCAGAAUGGAAAAAUUUACAUGCCUGCUGUGUCUCCUUGGUUCUACACUCAUUAUGGCGCAAACUCGUACAACAAAAAUUGGAUUUACCUCUCUGAUGAUCAUUUGUAUGCCAAGCGAUGGGAAAACCUGGUCACGAAACGAGACCACAUCCCCAUUGUACAAAUCAUCUCCUGGAAUGGCUCGUCUCUCUCGCUGUCGUACCCUGGCUCGUACUUACAGUUGCAUUUAGAUUUUGGCGAAUCACACUACAUUGGUCCAAUUGAAGGUGCCCAGCCCAACUCGGAAGCUUGGGUGGAUGGUUUUGACCAUCAAGCGUGGCUGACCUUAACACGCUAUUACGCCCAAGCCUUUAAGACUGGCGCGUACCCGACGCCUCUCGACGAUAAGGUUGUUAUAUGGGCCCGACCCCACUCCAAGCUCGCCACUUCUUCGGACCCUGUUGGGAAGCCUAGGGACUGGGAGUUGGUGUCGGAUUCUCUCUGGGCCUGGGUCCUCUUGAAGGAUCCAGCCACUGUUGUUCUCUCCACCUCUCCCUGCAAUUCGCGGACCUUUAAUAUGGCAGCUGGACUGAACAAAGUUUCCAUCCCUCUUGCCCCCGGCGGGCCAUUAUCUGCGGAAGUAACCCGUAACGGUCAGCAGGUCCUGAGCGUUCAGAGCCAGAAUUAUACAUAUCAAGAAACCAAUGUACCGACUUAUAAUUUCAACGCAUUCGUUGUCGAGUCGAAUCCUGGCGUUCCGGCGUUCUAA